Elaeis guineensis (African oil palm) is the source of this 989-nucleotide messenger RNA. RefSeq lists its product as uncharacterized. Lineage: Eukaryota; Viridiplantae; Streptophyta; Magnoliopsida; Arecales; Arecaceae. The record is from RefSeq and is a predicted model, not a curated record.
UCAGGCAAUAAUUUCUCGGCUCGCCUCUGGUUCUUCGAGUCCCGCAUAUAAUCCACGGCGACGGGAGUGUGAGUGGAGGCUGAUGGAAGCCGGCGAGAUGGACGGGAGGAAGAAGAGAGGGGGGGAAAUCCCCAAAGCCGCUGCAAUUUGGAUCCUUUCCACCCUGAUCCUUGCCGCUAUCACUCCGGUCUCCUCCAUUGACGACAAAUGCGCGGCUUGCAACGCUGUCGCGGCUGAGCUAGAAAUUGGACUUUCAAAAGAGAAACCAAGAAACCAUUUGGACAUGCGCCACCGUCUGGAUUCUAGAGGUCAACGUGAAGGGAGAGUCAUUGAUUACAAAGUCAGUGAGCUAAGAGUCGUUGAGCUUCUGGAUGGACUCUGUGAAAAAAUGCAAGAUUACACUCUAAUGAAGUUAGAGUCAGGCCAAAAAGGAUGGGUCAAGGUAAGAGACUGGGACGACCUUAAAACUGAUAAGCAAGAAGCACGUGCUUACUCAAAAAAUUUGUCAUCCUUUUGUGGAAGGUUGUUGGAGGAGACAGAGGAUGAGCUUGCCGAGUGGAUAAAACAAGGAUCCAUAGAACCCGGAGGUGUGAACAAGGCUCUUUGUCAAGACCUUAGCAAGCAUUGCAGCUCUUCUAGGGGGUCCUCUAUUGUGGAUGAUAGAGAAUUAUGAAGACAAAGCUAACAGCCACUGAGAUUUUUUGCUGGUACAGAAUGCAAGGAGUUGGAAGCUGUGACCUGACCCAUCAUUCAUGAUGCACUUAUCUUCUUAUUUUAUUCUUGGAGCAAAUGGUCAAAACCUUUCCAGCCUAAGUUAAAAAAAAAAAAAAAGGUCCUCACAUAGUCCUCUUCAGUAACAUUCUUUAUUGAUCGACGCAAAAUGUUUUGACUAUUUGCUGUCAUAAACUAAUGUGACCUUAAUCCUAUAUACUCAAAAGAUCUACAUGAGGGACCAAAAAAACAAAUAAAUAAUUCUGCUUCAUCCUCUC